Messenger RNA from Lycium ferocissimum, 1361 nucleotides. Its product is annotated as trihelix transcription factor ASIL2. NCBI's taxonomy places the organism in Eukaryota, Viridiplantae, Streptophyta, Magnoliopsida, Solanales, Solanaceae. Gene Ontology annotation, molecular function: transcription cis-regulatory region binding. The coding region runs from base 170 to 1192 and encodes 340 amino acids. Gene Ontology annotation, cellular component: nucleus. The record is from RefSeq and is a predicted model, not a curated record. The transcript is spliced from 2 exons.
CCCUUUAACUAUAGUGGCUUGACCUCCCAUCAUUUCACCUCUUCUUUCUACCUCUCAAUUCCUCUCCCCCGUAUUGUCUUUCUUACCGGUCUCAAAUAUAAUUCGCGGCUAAGUAUAACAGCUAGACUAGAAAAACUCUUUAGGAAUGAAAGAGGAUUAGAUAAUACUAAUGGAUCAUAAAGUAGCUGGGAAUCAUCAAAAUCAAGAAAUCUCUAACACAGAUGAUUUCUCAACGAGGAUUAUUAAGCCGCAAAAUUACCAUGCUGCCACUGGCACUGGGAACAGUGAUAGACUGAAGAGAGAUGAAUGGAGUGAAGGUGCAGUUUCGUGUCUUCUCGAAGCUUAUGAAGCGAAAUGGAUACUCCGUAACAGAGCUAAGCUUAAAGGACAAGACUGGGAGGACGUCGCCAAACACGUGUCCGCGCGUGGUAAUAACACGAAAUCGCCUAAAACUCAGACGCAGUGUAAGAACAAAAUUGAGUCUAUGAAGAAGAGGUACCGAUCGGAAUCUGCUACUGCUGCUGAUGCUUCUUCGUGGCCGCUUUAUCCUCGACUCGACCUUUUGUUACGUGGAAAUAACGCGUCUGCGGCUUCAUCUUCUCUAAUUCCUCCUCCGCCGCCGCCGCCUCUGCCGACGCUGCCUAAUACUAAUUGUGUGAUCGACGUCGUGGAACCACCGCAGCCACCGGCGGUACAACCUCCACCUCCGGCUCCGGUGGCUUUGCCUGUUGGGAAUGGUGAUCAGAAUUCACAUGGUUCUAAUGGUCUUGAUAGAGGAGCAAAGGAAGACAUAAUGGAUACCAAAUUAUCGGACAAUGCAGCAGCACCAGACAAAAACGCAACGGCGGCUACAAAUAGCAGCAGCACGCCAGCACUCUACAGCGACAAGAGCAAGUCGAAGAACGUUAAAUUGAGAUCAAAGAAGCGAAAGAGGGCGGCACCGGAAGGGUGGGAAAUCGGAGAGAGCAUACGUCUGCUAGCUGAAGUAGUCGUAAGGUCAGAGCAAGCACGAAUGGAGACGAUGAGAGACAUUGAAAGAAUGAGAGCUGAAGCUGAGGCCAAAAGAGGAGAAAUGGACCUUAAGCGAACUGAGAUCAUUGCGAACACUCAGCUUGAGAUUGCUAAGCUCUUUGCUAGUAUUACCAAAGGAUCAGUUGACUCUUCAUUGAGAAUUGGAAGAAAUUCACCAUGAGCAAAUAAUACUCUGGAAAUUAAAAUAACCUUAUCUCCGUCUAUAAUUUGGUGAUAUCUUCUUGACCCAGCCACUGCCUAAAUGUGGAGGACAUUUUAUUUAGAUUAGUAAUAACUACCACUUUCAUUCUCUUGCUGAUUUGUAUCUUAUAUAAAAGGACUUUACGAUA